AUGCCAAAGCUCGGCCGAGGUUGGAGCAAAGGCGGCCCAGCCGGCCAGCCAAGACCUCUCGCCCUCGCCUCAGUUCCGGCCAACGAAAUUGUGAGCGUCUUUACUGCCGUGGGCUUCGCAGAGCCUGCAGCCAGUGUGCUGGUCGUGGCUAGUGGCGGCAAGGCCUCGAGCUUUCCCUCACCAUCUCCACCCCGUCAAGACAUACAUCAAAAUGAAGGCGUAGUGCUGGUCAUUCAGCAGGAGGCGUCGCCUGUCGGAAGCACGUCGGAACGUAUGGCUGCGUGGGGUCACGCUGGAAACAGCAAAGAGCAGCAUGCCUUAGAGCAGCCCAACAAUAGAACGGCGAGUCCGCAUCGCGUUGUACUCGCCAUGCCCGUUUCACGCAUUCCGACCACGAACAUGCUGCGACUCGUCAUCGGAAACACGGACGUCGCCCUUGCAUCACCAACACAAGUCCUCUUUGGAUCGCUCGUCUUGGAUAGCCAUCACCAGCAUCUCGUAUUCGGUAUUGAUAUCGCCAAGAAGCACGUCAAGAACGGUCAGCGUACCGCUCCCAAGAGCCAGGACCCCUACCUCCUGCUCCUGGUCAAGCUCUACCGCUUCCUUGCCCGCCGCACGGAUAGCCGCUUCAACAAGGCUGUCCUCCGCCGCCUGUAUAUGUCCAAGAUCAACCAGCCCCCUGUGUCGGUCUCGCGCGUCAUCUACCUGACCAAGUCGCAGGGUGGCGUUGCCGCCUCGGCUUCCGAGACCCCCAAGACCGUCGUUGUUGUCGGCACCAUCACCGACGACAACCGUGUUCUUGAGCUGCCCAAGCUCUCGGUUGCUGCCCUCCGCUUCACCAACACCGCUCGUGCCCGCAUUGAGGCUGCCGGCGGUGAGUGCCUCACCCUCGACCAGCUCGCCACCCGUGCGCCCACUGGCUCCAACACCGUGCUCAUCCGCGGCCAGAAGAACGCCCGCGAGGCCGUCAAGCACUUCGGCUUCGGCCCGCACAAGAACAAGAAGCCCUACAUCCGCGCCAAGGGCCGCAAGUUCGAGAAGGCCCGUGGUCGUCGUGCCUCGCGUGGCUUCAAGGUGUAA
This is a messenger RNA of Moesziomyces antarcticus, 1080 nucleotides long. Its product is annotated as 60S ribosomal protein L18. The record is from RefSeq and is a predicted model, not a curated record. Bases 1 to 1080 code for a protein of 359 amino acids. Gene Ontology annotation, cellular component: ribosome; cytosolic large ribosomal subunit. Gene Ontology annotation, molecular function: RNA binding; structural constituent of ribosome. Gene Ontology annotation, biological process: translation. NCBI's taxonomy places the organism in Eukaryota, Fungi, Basidiomycota, Ustilaginomycetes, Ustilaginales, Ustilaginaceae. The transcript is spliced from 6 exons.